Molecule: messenger RNA, 417 nt
Organism: Penicillium odoratum
Lineage: Eukaryota; Fungi; Ascomycota; Eurotiomycetes; Eurotiales; Aspergillaceae
Product: kinetochore protein Nuf2
Exons: 2
Coding region: 1-417 (138 amino acids)
Cellular component (GO): Ndc80 complex; kinetochore
Source: RefSeq, a predicted model, not a curated record
AUGAGCAUGGCUGGCGCCCAACAGCAACACAGUCGUGGUGGUAAGAAGGAAGACGACAACGAUGUAUUGAUGCGUUUGCCCGACAAAGAAAUCGUAGGAUGCAUCAACGAUAUUGGAAUCCCGUUGAACACGGCCGACCUCGCGAAUCCGAAACCGCAACAUAUCCAGAUAGUCUUUGAACGGUUCGCGGAACUGCUCAUGAAUGUGACUCGAGAAACUGUCGAGCCCGGAAUGCAUGCAGCUACAGACGAAGUCUGCGGAGACUACCUAGAUAUUUUCCCCAAGGAGACCCGUAACCUCAUGGGGCUCCUCAUUAGUAUCCAAAGGCUGCCGUCGGAGGUAUCGGUGAAUCCUAGUGAUCAACAAAAGGUCUUAGUAAAAUACCCGUUUUCUCAACCACCGUGGUGGCAAAAAUAA